UAUGCCCAUCUGUUACCUGAAAUCAGCGAGCUCGGCUACCAAAAUAUAAAAAGAAUGGGAAAGCUGUGUAUUUUCCAGAACAAAUUUUCAUAUCUGCACCACUCAGAGACAAUGCGGAUAGAGUAUUUCACCAGGAUCGAGCAUUUUCCUGAUAUUUACAGGUUUCUAUACUUUAACCAGUUCAUUGUUGAUCCUGUAAACAUUAAAAGGAUCGGCGAGAUAUUUUUAGAAAAAAUGGAAAUUUUAAAGCAUGAUUCAGCAUUGUUCAGUUCAUAUAUUGACAUGCUGUAUAACGGGCUGGUAUAUCGAAUGUGCAGAGCUAAGAAUUUUCAAAGAAGACAUCUUGGCACAGUCUUAUUGACAGCACUGCUUGAAUAUAGCCCUGGCAUGGUAGACAGCAGUUUAAUAGUAGACUUGAUCUAUGAUUUGUCAUCUGAAAUUAGAAAAAUAGCAUCAAAAUUCCGAAAGUGGAUUGCCAUCGAUAUCAUGCAUCACAUAAAGAAUCUCACUGCAUCGGAGAAUUAUAAAGUAUAUGGUGCAUCCAUCAUUUUACAGGAUAUUGAUCCUGAAAUUAUAUGGGCAGAGCUAGUAAAUAGAGUCUCUGCAGAUGAUAACAGGGUUUUUGGGCUGAUGUGCUGCCUUAAUCUUAUGAACUACACCAGAGACAAAUAUUCGUCAAUAGUUUUUAGCCUGUAUGAAAAGUAUAAAAGCAUUGAUGAUGAAAAAUAUACAAAAAACUGUAGCAUGCUGUCGUGGAAUGUACUGAGGGAGUGCUGUGUUCACUUUAAGAAUAUUAAAAGAAAUGAUCUGCUGAUGGGCUGUAUGCUCCAAACAGAUCACUUGGGCCUGGUCUGUCUGAUUAAAGAAAUUACAAGCAUCGAUGGCCUGGACAUUAAGCAUUAUAUCAGCAAAGGAGUCAAUGAAAUUCUCCAUAGAAAUACCACUGUCAGAAAGAGCGGCGGCUUGUCUCAGUACUUUGCUCUGCUAAAUAAGG
Vittaforma corneae ATCC 50505 is the source of this 994-nucleotide messenger RNA. RefSeq lists its product as uncharacterized. The transcript has a single exon. NCBI's taxonomy places the organism in Eukaryota, Fungi, Microsporidia, Nosematidae. The record is from RefSeq and is a predicted model, not a curated record. The annotation marks the transcript as partial.